AUGGAGCAGGUGGACACACAUGAUGGUUUGAGCACAGACCCAAUCACUACCACCACCACUACCACCAAUACUAGUAAUGUCCAACCUAAAGCAGGAAACUCGGGGAAUCUCAUCACCAUUGUCGCACUUUCCGUCUGCCUUUUUAUUAUUACGUGUGUCUUAAUCAUAUUGGCUGGUUUUGUAAUUCGCAGAUCAUGGAAGAAAAGACGAAAAGGUAAAGGUGAUUUGGGGAAAAAAGAUGGUGUCCACAACAUGCCAGAAGAAAUACCAUUGAUUGAAGAUGAUGUGAAUCACGAUUCAACACCAGAUGGGGUUAUUCAAGAUUCGGCGCAAGAUAAUGAUAACCACAAUUCACCCACAGAUUGUGUAAAACACGAUACAUUAUCAAACACGGGUAGACACGACUCACCAUCAGGCGCAGAAGGACAGGUGGUACCACUAGAUGGUAAUAAUCACGAUUCAUCACCAGAUAAUGAUGAAGAGGCAUUUGAUCAAUGUACAAAUAUUGACACAGAUACGGCUAUCAAAACUGCAAUUAAUAUGCUUUUGUUCAAAGACAUAAACGAAAAAUUAGAGGAGAAAGAUAUAGAUGAUCUGCGGGACUUCACAGAAGAUCUUUUAUCAGAAGAGGAAAGGAAGAAACCUCGUAAAGAUUUCUUACGUUGCCUUGCUAAAAAGAUAGACUUGAAAAUAAAUCUGUAUUAUCUCCAAGCUCUUCUGCUUAGAAUUAAUAAGCACGAACUUGUGGAUGAAUGUGCAAAAGUAGCAGAGGCUCUCCCUAUUACAAUUUAUUUAGAGCGUCCAAAGACGCCACCAGUAAACGGAUUUAAAGACAUUUCUCUUCACGUCAACUGUAAACGUAUAUUGACAACAGGAAAGAUCGAGGACAUAAGAACACAACUUAAGCUAAUGCUGAAAGAGCCUGUAAUUUAUAGAGGAGGGGAAAAGACAAACAGCUACUUGUUAACAUACAUGAUACCAGAAGCUAAAGUCCUUUUGCUUAGAAGGGAAAUACUAAAAUUUAGUCAUAAACUAUUAGCUUUAGAUGUUGAUUUCUUCUUGCUGGAUGGAAUGAAAUAUGAACUUACAAUUAAAGGUUCAACGCUCAUUAAGAUGUCUGAGGAGCCUUUUGCAAAUGAAUGCAGAAUUGUUCUGAUUGGGAAAACAGGGAGCGGAAAAAGUGCAACAGGAAACACAAUUCUUGGAGAAAAAUAUUUUUCUUCCAAUAUAUCCGUAACAAACAAAUGUAAGCUAGGUAUUGCUAAGAGAUUUGGAAGAGAUCUACGUGUUAUUGAUACACCAGGUCUUUUUGAUACAGGCGCUUCAAAUGAAUUUAUACACAGAGAAAUUUCAAAAUGUAUUGCCUUAUCUUCCCCUGGAGCACAUGCGUUUGUAAUAGUAUUAAGCAUAGGCAGAUAUACAAUUGAGGAGGAAACAUCUAUCAAUCAUUUCGUAAAUCAUUUUGGAGAAGAAAUUUAUCGCUAUUUCAUUUUGCUUUUUACACGAAAAGACGCUCUAGAUGAAGAUAAUGUUACCCUAGAGCAAUACCUGAAUUCAAUGCCAGAAAGCUUUACAAAAUUUUUUGAAAAAUUAGAUCGUCGAUUUAUUGCGUUCAAUAACAGAGAAGAACUCCAAAGUCCCGCAAGUAAUGAACAAGUCAAAAAUUUAUUAUGUCUUAUAGAAAGCAAUGUCGUUCAAAACGCCGGUCGCGUUUUCUCAAAUAAAGACUAUCAUAAAGCGGAACUGAAUUUAAAAGACAGAGAAUUAGAACUAAGAAAACAAAAAGAAUGGGAAAUUGCUGAACAAAAAGAAAAAUAUACUGCUGAAACUGAGGGCAAAUUCUUUGCUGAUUUCAAAGAAUUGCAAAAAAGAAUCCAAGAUUUUGACGCAGAAUUAAAAAUACGAAAGGAAAUACUAAAAGGACUCAGACACAAAGAAAUUUUCAAACAACAAAGGGAUACAAUUCAGAAAAAAGUUAUGGAUAUCGACAUCUCAGUAGACACAGAGUUAGCCAAGAUAAUGGAAAAUCAGGACAACAGGUACCUUUUACGAGAUGAAAGAAAAUGUGAAACACAAAGACUAGGCAAAGACGUAGUUAAACUAGAGCGAGACGAAGUACUCCAAUCAACUGAAGAAAACAUAAAAAAAUUGCUUAUGGACAGAGAAAAACUCAUAAGAGAGUACCAACUACGCCUUAAGAUACUCCAAUCCUCAGGUUCUGAAUAUCAAGCAUUGACUACAUGGAAAUACACACAAAAAUAUCUCUGA
Messenger RNA from Saccostrea cuccullata (small rock oyster), 2268 nucleotides. RefSeq lists its product as uncharacterized. Lineage: Eukaryota; Metazoa; Mollusca; Bivalvia; Ostreida; Ostreidae. Gene Ontology annotation, molecular function: GTP binding. The transcript is spliced from 8 exons. The record is from RefSeq and is a predicted model, not a curated record. Bases 1 to 2268 code for a protein of 755 amino acids.